AUGGCUGACUCUCCCAGGGAAGGAAAAGUGGCCAGGCCUGCGGACUUCACCCAGCUGAUUGACAUGGCAUCUGAGUUCGUAGGAGGAAAGAUUUUAUUUGCAACAGAUGACUUUUUUGCUCCUGCAGAAAACCUUAUAAAGACGGACAGCCCAAGUUUUAAAGAACAUGAGUGCACUGAGUUUGGGAAGUGGACGUCUGGAUGGCAGACCAGAAGGAAAAGGAUCCCAGGUCACGACGGGUGUAUCAUCCAGCUGGGAGUACAGGGGGGGGUCAUCCGGGGCUUCGAUGUGGACACUUCUCACUUCACACGAGGAGAUCAUGCUCCUCGAGUGUCGAUUCAAGCAGCAAACUUUGAAGAAGAUAAACAACCAGAAAUCCCACAACGAGAAGUCAGGACAUGAGCCACAGCCAGCCCUGAGGAGUCUGAAGUCAUUGCUGAGCUGAAGUCCAACGACUGGAAUUGUUUGGUUCCCAUGACAGAGCUUAAACCGGGAAAUCCUGCUUCCAGCCACAGUUGUUUUCCUGUCAACUCCCGGCAGAGGUGAGGUCACAUACGACUCAACCUCUUUUCAGAUGGCAGAAUUGCACGUCUUAGGGUAUAUGGUACUGGACAAAAAGACUAGACUGCCAGUGACCCUAAAGAACCAUUAGACCUGGUGACCAUCAUUUAUGGGGGUGCCUGUGUAGGAUUUAGCAAUGCACAUUUUGGGCACCCAAACAAUAUAAGAGGAGUCGGCAUGGCAAAGUCUAUGGCGGACGGUUGGGAAACAGCACAAAGGCCGGACAGGCCACCGAUACUGGAGAAUGAUGAGAAUGGUGUUCUCCUGGUUCUGGGUUGUGAAUGGGCAGUUUUCUGACUGGCACAUCCUGAAGUGAUAACUCAAAUUGAAAUCGAUACAAACUAUUUCAAAGGCAAUUCUCCUGACAGCUGUAGGCUGGAUGGCUGCAGCCGGACGACUCAGGAGGAGGAAGACAUGGUCAAGCAGAAGUGGGAUCUUCCGGGCCAUAAGUGGGAGCCACUGCUUCCAGUCACAAAGCUAAACCCCGACGCGAGCCACGUGUUGGACAGCCUAACCCAGGACCUGCAGGACAGCACCGCCCACGCGAAGUUCACCGUCGCCCCGGAGUGGGGCGUGAGCCGCCGCCUCCGACUCAAGGGCUUCCCCAGCUCCAUCUGCCUCCCGCGGCCCCGCAGGAGGCCCGCGACAAGCUCUGCCGUCCUCACCUGCCCGGGCUCUGAUGCGCGUCACCCGCCCCGGUUCUGCUUCCCCCUCACGUGUCCUCUCCCGGGCGGCGGCGCGCUGCGGUCACCAUCGCCGGGGGCGUCGGCGCGGGCGGCCCGGGCCGUGGGCUCGCGCGCGCCGCACGUGCUCGUGGACCCCGCGCCCGCCAGGACCAUCGUGGUGUGCCGCAACGGGGACCCGUUCUACGUGGGCCGCAAGUUCGUGCUGUCGCGGCGCCGCGUGGUCACCUUCGAGGCGCUGCUGGAGCAGCUGACGGAGCAGGGGGAGGUGCCCUUCGGUGCGCGGCGCCUCUUCCCGCCGACGCGCGGGCGCCCGGUGAGCGAGCUGGACGCGCUGCAGGCCGGCGGCAAGUACGUGGCGGCCGGGCGCGAGCCCUUCAGGAAGCUGGAUUAUAUUAAUAUAGUUCCCAGCAAACCUGCAAAGAUGAGAAAGUUGAAGGAAAUCAGGCCGGUGGUACAUUGUGACAUAAACGUGCCUUCCAGGUGGCAAACGUUCCAUCGUUUAUCCCGACAAAUCAAUGUUUUCACAGAUGGAAGAUUAUUUAUUCCACCUGUAAAGAUUGUUAUACCCAAAUUCAGCCUGACGGAGUGGAACUGAGUGCUGGCCACGAUCGGAGAGAAGGUCUUUCCUCUGGGAGGCGUUUGGAAAUUAUUUACAAUGAAUGGGCAUCUUCUGGACAACUCAGAGGAUUUGCAAGACAACCAUUUUUACGUUGCGGCAGGACUGGAGGCCUUCAAGUAUUUCCCUUAUUGGAAGUCCCCAGAGGUCCCCAGCGAAGUCCAACAAAAGUACACAGACAUUGAGAAGUAUUCACGAAGAAAGAAAAAAGAGGAUCCCAAGGUGAAAGAAACUCAUAAAUAUGACAACAUUCCACCCAAAGCACUGGAUUCUAUUUUUUACGCCAAAGAAGGAAAGAAGAAACCAAAGGCAGAACCUCUAAUCCAAAGCGGGGCAGAUGGUGACGUGUAUAAAGCCCAGACUCCUAACAAGGAAACCCAAGGAGCGCCAGAAGUUAAGGAGGCCCCGGACGUGCAUGUGGAGGUGCCUGUGGACCAGGUGGGUGCCGAGAUUGUGAAAGAAGAGACACAUAGUCACAUGCCUAAUUUUGAAAGCAACAAGGAGGAGUUUGCCAAGGAGGCAGUGCUGAGAAGGAUGCGGGACAAGGGGUCUGCAUGUGCAAAUGCGUGGAAGAGCGAUGGCACAUUGGGGGCGGUGACUCAGGGAUCUGGAUCCUUUGUGAUGCUGCCAUCUUCCGGAGGAGAGGAGAGACAGGAGGUGCCAUCAGACACUUACCAGCUCAGCCCAGAGGAGGACUUCACGUUCACAGCCCUGUGGUCGGAGGAGACAUUUGGCCCUGCCUGGGUGCUAGUUGGCUGGGAGCUGUCCGUGGCAGCUCGACACUAG
This is a messenger RNA of Eubalaena glacialis (North Atlantic right whale), 2649 nucleotides long. It is a transcript of the gene ALLC, whose product is annotated as allantoicase. The record is from RefSeq and is a predicted model, not a curated record. The transcript is spliced from 24 exons. Gene Ontology annotation, biological process: intracellular signal transduction; allantoin catabolic process. Gene Ontology annotation, molecular function: allantoicase activity. NCBI's taxonomy places the organism in Eukaryota, Metazoa, Chordata, Mammalia, Artiodactyla, Balaenidae. Gene Ontology annotation, cellular component: microtubule; microtubule organizing center.